Cololabis saira (Pacific saury) is the source of this 908-nucleotide messenger RNA. It is a transcript of the gene srp9, whose product is annotated as signal recognition particle 9. Gene Ontology annotation, molecular function: 7S RNA binding. Bases 89 to 349 code for a protein of 86 amino acids. Gene Ontology annotation, biological process: SRP-dependent cotranslational protein targeting to membrane; negative regulation of translational elongation. The record is from RefSeq and is a predicted model, not a curated record. Gene Ontology annotation, cellular component: signal recognition particle, endoplasmic reticulum targeting. The transcript has 3 exons. Lineage: Eukaryota; Metazoa; Chordata; Actinopteri; Beloniformes; Belonidae.
UGCCGUGAUGAUCUGAGACUGACAAGUCAGUUCAAAGCUGAUUCAAACACAUUUACCGGUGUAAUCUGGGAAUAACGUGGUGAAAAUAAUGCCUUAUUAUCAAAUUUGGGAGGACUUUGCUCGCGCAGCCGAAAAACUGUAUUUGACGGAUCCCAUGAAGGUCAGAGUGGUUCUCAAGUACAGACACUGUGACGGUAACCUCUGCAUCAAAGUCACCGACAAUGCAAUGUGUUUACAGUACAAGACGGACCAGGCCCAGGACGUGAAGAAGAUCGAAAAGCUUCACGGAAAACUGAUGAGACUCAUGGUGUCCAAGGAGACGCACAGCAGUGCCAUGGAGACAGACUAAAAUGUAUCGUGUUCUGAUUUCUGGAGCAUCUGGACCGGGUUGGGCAGAGACGGCAGUCGUUGACAGUCCUGAAUGAUUAGUGUGUGAUGAGAAAUCUGAAAGAUGUUAGUUGUUAAAAGGGAAUGUCGUGAUCUGGUUUGCCAGAACGUUAGUAAUACUGUCAGAAUAAGUGCUCUCAGUAUAUACUGUAUAUAUUAUGUUCUGAAGAUUACCGUAUGUUUAUAUACUUUUUCUAUCAGUUCAAAUGCCAUUAUGCCACUUUUCAGGCAUUUGAAGCAACACCUCUGAUCCUACUCAUAUAAAGUAAGCUCAGUGUGGGCUGAUGGAAAGUGUCUGAACCUAGAAAUGUUGGAAAAGUAAGAGAUGGGUUGGUGGGACAAAUGCAUUGUUUUGUCACGUGAGAUUUUGGGGGAAGUUAGUUAUUAGAUACUCAUUUUUAAAUUGUGACAUUCUAUACUUUUUUUGUUAAUUACAGAUUUGUGCUACCCAAAACAAAUGCUAUAAAUACAAUUUCAGUAAAAUGAAAAUAAUUUGUCCAAUAAAAGAAUUUCCUUGUGUA